AUGGUAAUUUCGCGUGGGGACGCUAAUCUCCUAACGGAUCGGGCACUCCAAUCUGGUCAGCGACCCGUGAAUUUAAAUUCUAGAUGUUUUAUGGGACAUGAGGUAUACGAGCAAGCAGGUCACUUUAAACAACCGCCACCCAUGGACUCCAGCAACGCCGGCGGCUACCGACCUUUCAGGGUGAUGGACUCAAAGCAUUGA
Molecule: messenger RNA, 201 nt
Organism: Pieris macdunnoughi
Lineage: Eukaryota; Metazoa; Arthropoda; Insecta; Lepidoptera; Pieridae
Source: the annotation of a GenBank genome assembly